AUGGCGGUUGGAAAUAAUGAUGAUCUAGACGCUGUUGAAAUCGUAAAAUUGGUUUUGCUAUCUCUACCGCCUUGGUUUCGUAGUAACGGCAACAGCAUCAACUACAACAUCAACAGCAACAGCAUCAACAGCAAAAAAUACAACAACUACAACAGCCAUCAUCGCCACAGCCAACAUCACCACAGCAACCACAGCAGCAGCAGCAGCAGCUACCACAACGAUAACAGCAACCGUAAAACGUACCACAAGACAGCCAACAUUGGCGGGAAACAGAAUUUCGAUUGUGGAUUUCCAGAAACUCCAGAGCCCCAUUCUGAAUUUUUGCUUCAGUGGAAGAAGAGUAGCAAAGUCGUUCCUAUAUACAUACAGUUUAACGGAUAUGCACCUCAUUUCGACGAUGCAUACAUGGAUCGAAUUCAAAUGACUGACCCAUUCAUAAUGGAGCUGAAGAACAUCCGAACAUCUGAUCAAGGUUUUUACGAAUGUUGGAUAACAAUUGUGCAGGAGAACAAGACGGAAGUCCUUCACAUCGGUCUCAACUACUACCUCACCGUAAACUGUUAG
Molecule: messenger RNA, 564 nt
Organism: Helobdella robusta
Lineage: Eukaryota; Metazoa; Annelida; Clitellata; Rhynchobdellida; Glossiphoniidae
Exons: 4
Coding region: 1-564 (187 amino acids)
Source: RefSeq, a predicted model, not a curated record